Balaenoptera ricei (Rice's whale) is the source of this 3209-nucleotide messenger RNA. RefSeq names its product syntrophin gamma 2 (gene SNTG2). Bases 125 to 1573 code for a protein of 482 amino acids. NCBI's taxonomy places the organism in Eukaryota, Metazoa, Chordata, Mammalia, Artiodactyla, Balaenopteridae. Gene Ontology annotation, molecular function: protein binding; structural molecule activity. Gene Ontology annotation, cellular component: intracellular anatomical structure; dystrophin-associated glycoprotein complex. The transcript has 16 exons. The record is from RefSeq and is a predicted model, not a curated record.
CCCGAGCGGCGCCGAAGCGCAGAGGGGCGCGGACGUGGCGCCCGCGGGGCCCUAGGAGGCUCGCGCGGGGCCCCGGCGCUGAGCUCGCGCGGCCCGGAGCGCUGGUCCCGCCGAGUGAGCGGCGAUGAGCGCCGAGGGACCCUUCCCCCCGGCUGCCCCCCGCGGGCGCCCCGGCCGCCUGCUAGUGCCCGCGAGGACUAAAACCGGGACUGCCCUGUUGCACGACGAAGGGUCUGGACACGCCUAUGACAUCCGCCUGAAGCUAACGGAAGAGGUACUGACAAUUCAAAAACAAGAUGUCAUCUGUGUUAGUGGCAGCAAUCACAGUGCAAAUCACAGAACUGUUACGCUUCGCAGACAGCGCGUGGGCGGCUUGGGCCUGAGCGUCAAGGGAGGCGUGGAACACGGAGUCCCGGUCGUCGUAUCAAAGAUAUUCAAAGACCACGCAGCCCACCAGACAGGGAUGUUAUUCGUAGGGGACGCCCUCCUCCAGGUUAAUGGCAUUAAUGUAGAAAAUGCAACCCACGAAGAAGUGGUGCAUCUUUUGAGAAAUGCUGGCGAUGAAGUGACCGUCACUGUCGAGUAUCUCAGGGAAGCGCCAUCAUUUCUGAAGCUCCCAUUAGGGUCCCCAGGACCGUCCAGCGAGCCCGGCAGCGGGACCUCGUCACCCCUCUUUGACAGCGGUUUGCAUCUGAACGGAAACUCCAGCAACACGGCUCCGUCCUCGCCUUCUUCGCCCGUCGCUCAUGAACCAAAAUAUGAGAAGCGCUGGCUGGACGCCGUGUCACUCCCUCUGUCCAUGGCUCGGGUCUCACGGUGCAGAGCUGGAGCAGAAAAAGUAAGGUCCAGUGCAUUUGAGGUGCAGGCCCUGGAUGGGGCGAGCUCGGGAAUCCUUUGGUUUUACACCGCCCAGGAGAGCGCUGACUGGCUGAGGGCCGUGUCUGCCAACAUCAGCGACCUGACGCUGCAAAAUAUGAAAAUGGCAAAUAAAUGCUGUUCUCCUUGUGACCAGGUCGUCCACAUGGGGUGGGUCAGCGAGAGACUGGGAGGGGCCGGCUCCUCUCAAACCUUCAGAUCCAAGUUCCUGGCCCUGAAGGGCUCGUCCUUCUACAUCUUCACCUCUCCUCCGGUGAGCACAUUAGACUGGGUCCGAGCGGAAAAAACCUAUAACCUCUGUGAGGUACUAUUGAAAGUUCACAAGUUCUGGCUUCCGGAUGACUGCUGGGCCCAAGCCAGCCUCUGUCUGGGUCUCCAGGACCCCAACCGCGGGGACCACAGGCCCUUCUGCUUCAGCGUCCUCGUCGGCCACGGCAGGAGCCACGUGUUCAGCGUGGAGCUGGGGAGCGAGCUGGCUGUGUGGGAGCUGUCCUUCCAGAGGGCCACCUUCCUGGACGUGCAGAGGACGGGGUCCAAAACGUACAUGUGCAGUUGGCAAGGAGACACUCUGUGCUUCACAGUGGAUUUCGCUCUGGGAUUCACCUGCUUUGACAGCAAAACAAAGGAAGAUGGUUACCAUGUUUCCCCAGUAGGGGUCCACAGACUGUUUAUAAUGACGAGAGGUCUGCUUGCAUAAAACUGGAGUUGAGAAGGCUCUCCUGUCUGCCGUCCGACAUCCAGGUCACAGAGGGGACCAAGGCUCCCGACCCCGUGCGGGCAUCCUCCCACGUGCCUGGUCCACCCACGGUUCCCACCAGCUCGGGCUCCAUGACUCGCCGUUCAUGCUGUUUGGCCUUUAGCCAGACAUGCACGACCUCCUUCCACGUGUCCUCGGAGACAGGGAAGUGACAGGGCACCUCCCCCAGAGAAGGGAGAAGCCCUGAACACAGCUGUUAACCAGCAACCCUGAUUUAUAACGUCUGUUUCUUGCUUUGUGGUUCAAGGAAUCCUGUGUGUCAGGACAUGUAAACCGAGGCUUUCCAGAGUUCGCCUUCAGAGUGCGUUUCUGAAGCCGGUGCCCAUUCGCUGGCUGCUCCGGGCUCCGUGCGGGCCGGCAGCCAGGGCCUCGCCUGCUCAGACCAGGAGCAAAGCCGCCACUCCUUGUCAGCUUUUCCGUGGGCACGUUGUUCCCGGCCGGCAGCUCUGGUUCUUUGGUCACGGUUUGCAUAACACCCGGCACCCAGCGAGCCGGCCGGGGUCACCGUGUCUCCCGCGGGGUCCCCGCUGUGCGGUCUCACUCUGUCGGCGCCAGGCCAGGCCGGGGAGGGGGUGUGAGUGAUUGUGAGAGGUCGGAAGCGAGCACCUGGCACUCUCCCUUCAGGGGACCCCGAGGCCCAGAACGCUGAUGUCCCCAAGGCGCCAGCAGAAGACCCCGCCGGCACGGCGCCGAGGACGGGAAGCCGCUUCCCUAAAGGCGCACGUCCCGCAGGCCUGCAGCCGGGUUAGGUCUGCACGGGUCGCUGUGGCUCCUCUGAAGCCGCUGGGGGUUCUGGGAAGCCCCCGGGUGGCCCGUGACGCCCGCUCCCUCUCUCCUACCUGCCCACUGAGCUUCCCUGCCUCCCUGGCUGCCCCGGGUCUUUCUCCCUGUAGGGCCUCGCCCUCUGCGUGUCCCGCUGUUUCCCGGCAGCGGGCAGGCAGGUCCAGGCCCGGGGCCCUUGGGAGACUCUUCCCAGCCCUGAAUCCCGCGCGUUUCCCCACUUCGCCCUCACGCGCAUCGAAUAAGACUUGAAGCAGGUACGCUGUGUUUCUUACCGCUGUGCCCAGCCGGGCCGUCGUGUUAAAUGUCCUGGUAACCGGACCGCGUCACUCAGCUGAGCUCUCCUAGUUGAAAUAGGUUAUCGGUGGCCCUGACCGCCUCGCUCUGCUCAACCCGCCGCUGCCCCGCGGCGCCCCUGCUGGAGACGGAGCGGCCUCUCCAGCCGCUGGGCUUGCGGGAGGCGUGGGCAGCUGCGGCUGUUCCGGCGGGCACGUCGGGGCUGAGCCACGCCUGGCGCUCGCGGCCGCAGGUUUCAGGCACCGCAGGCUCUGCGUUCCUGACGCCCUCGGCGGAGCCCUCACCCACUCACGUCCGGUCCACUCUCGUUCAGUCACGUUUUUAUAAAGGUCCGAUUAAGGCUUCUUUUUGCUCGUCUGACCCUCUGGUUCAGACGCCAGAACCCUCUCCUGACCUGUUUCCCUUUGAAGGUGAACUCUUGACUCCACAUUCUUCUUGUGAUUUCUUCUUUAUUUCAAGAAGUUCUGGCCUAAUACUUACACGUUUAUUUACACAAUAA